This is a messenger RNA of Pochonia chlamydosporia 170, 4104 nucleotides long. RefSeq names its product ABC transporter. Gene Ontology annotation, molecular function: ATP binding; ATP hydrolysis activity; ABC-type transporter activity. The coding region runs from base 1 to 4104 and encodes 1367 amino acids. The transcript is spliced from 2 exons. Lineage: Eukaryota; Fungi; Ascomycota; Sordariomycetes; Hypocreales; Clavicipitaceae. The record is from RefSeq and is a predicted model, not a curated record. Gene Ontology annotation, cellular component: membrane.
AUGGCUUCCGCCUGUGACUCUGGUCAUGUUACGGAUGGCACAUUGAAUGCAGUUGACCUGGAGAAACCCGAUCGACCAAGCUCUGUCGACACUGCAUCUUUCUACAAGCAAGACGGCGCGGACGAGAGACGAUUUUCCAUUUCCGGCGCCGGCAACUUAUCCCUCGACGAUGUCGCCUCCGUUGACGUCCAGAUUCGCGACCUCUCAGUGUCGGUGAAUACAGCACCAUCAUGGCUUGAGCCAACAACAUACCAAGACUUAUUCGCCGCCAAGUUCAAAACAACACCAUGCAUCAAGGAUCUUUUGAAAUCCGUUGCCGCCGAUCUCCAGCCUGGAACUCUGACAGCAAUCAUCGGCGGCAGCGGUUCUGGAAAAACAACACUUCUCAACACUAUGGCCGAGCGCAUCACCAGUUCACGACUAAAGCAGAGCGGCCUCGUAACGUUCAACCGCCAAACAGGUGUCCACAACAUCCGCCACGCCUACGUGAUGCAGCAGGACAUAUUACUGCCAACAUUGACGGUACGCGAGACACUUCAUUACUCUGCGGCGCUGCGCCUCCCCUCCUCGACAUCUGCCGAGGACCGACACCGAGUUGUGGAAGAGGUCAUUCGUGAAUUGGGCCUCAAGGAAUGCGCCAAUACAAGGAUCGGCAACAGUCAACACCGGGGGUGUUCCGGCGGUGAGAAGCGACGAGUUAGCAUCGGCGUGCAAUUGCUUGCGAAUCCAUCUGUUUUGUUCUUAGAUGAGCCGACGACAGGACUGGACGCUACAAGCGCGUUUCAACUUGUGCGAACGCUCAAGGCGCUUGCUCAGAAGGGACGAACAGUGAUUACCACUAUCCAUCAACCUCGUUCGGAGAUUUGGAACCUAUUCGAUAACUUGGUUGUGCUGUCCAAGGGUGGUCCUGUAUACGCGGGAUCCAUACCUGACUGUCUUCCUUGGUUCAAGACUCACGGGUUCUCGCUACCUCCGUUCGUCAAUCCAGCCGAAUAUAUCAUCGACAUCACGGCCGUAGACAAUCGCACUCCUGAGCUGGAAGCCGAGACGAGCGCCAGAGUGGACAGCCUAAAGAGCGCGUGGGAAGAAGAAAGCGCGAGACGAUACCCUCCUCUGUUGGAAAUUGUCGACAACAGACAUCGGAAGCAAGAUAAUGUUGCCAAGACUCAUGCGAGUUUCACUCGGCAGCUGCGCGUCCUUACCGACCGGACCCUGAAAGUGACAUACCGAGAUCCAUUGGGUAUGGCGGCAGCAAUAAUCGAGGCUGUACUCAUGGGUAUAGUCACCGGGUACAUCUUCUUCGACCUCGGUCGUGAUCAGGCAGGCAUUCGUUCGAGAGAGGGAGGUCUUUAUACCGCCGCCGGUCUGCAGGGAUACUUGAUUCUUCUGUUUGAGGUGUACCGCAUGACGAUUGACAUUCCGACAUUCGAUAGAGAAUCGUCAGAUAACUGUGUUGACGCCCUUCCGUACGUUCUGUCACGACGACUAGCCAGGUUUCCAACGGAAGAUCUCCCGGUACCGUUUCUCUUUUCGGUUUUGGUGUAUUUCAUGGCUGGCUUUGAGCGAUCAGUCAGCAAGUUUUUCAUCUUCUUUACCAUCACGCUUGCCAACCACUAUGUGUCUGUUUGCUGUGCAAUGACUUGCGUUGUUGCGGUGCGACACUUUGCUGGGGCAAGUUUGAUUGCCAACUUGGCUUACACGAUUCAGAGUAUCGCUUGUGGCAUGUUUGUCCAAGUGAAUACUAUACCCGUGUACGUCCGAUGGCUCAAGUGGACAGCCUACAAUUUCUAUGCGUUCAGUGCAUAUGCUGGUAAUGAAUUCGAGGGCAACUUUUACAAUUGUCCCCUCCCGGGAGGUCGAUCGAAUCCAGGCUGCAAUCAAUACAGCGGCGACUAUGUGAUGCGAUCGCUCGGCUUUCCCAGCAACUGGGUAGCUCGACCCAUCAUCAUCCUUGCGUCCUUUGUGGUUCUCUUCGUCAGUUUGUCAGUCUUUGGGCUGCACUUCAUCAAAGUUGAAAUGACUAUUGCGCGCGCCCGUUCUUCCGAUACAGAUUUAUCCGCCGGCAAGGAGAAAAUGACUGCGCAGUCAAUUUCAGAAGUUCGAGCCAUCGAUCUUGGUCUGGACGGUUUUGCCCUGGGACUCGACAAAAGAAACAUGUACGGGAAGAAACUACCCCGGAAGACGAUUCUAAACCCCGUCUCAACAACAUUCCAAGCCGGUGUUUUGAACGUCAUCAUGGGUCCCUCAGGCAGUGGUAAGACGUCGCUUCUCAACGCCAUGGCUCUAAGGCUGCGCAACUCGGUCGGCACCAAGUAUCGACCAUCCGGGAAACUAACCUUUAACGGCGCCGUACCCUCCGACUCGGUCAUCCGGUCAGUCUGCUCAUAUGUAUGUCAAGACGAUGAUGCCCUGCUCCCAUCGUUGACUGUGCGAGAAACGCUACGCUUUGCGGCUGGUCUUCGACUCCCGUCUUUCAUGAGCACAGAGGAGAAAUACCGCCGUGCGGAAGACGUACUUAUGAAAAUGGGAUUGAAGGACUGUGCCAACAACUUGAUUGGCAGUGACAUGAUCAAGGGUAUAUCUGGCGGUGAGAAGCGUCGUGUCUCCAUUGCUGUGCAAGUCCUUACAGAUCCUCGAAUCUUGCUGCUCGAUGAGCCGACUUCGGGCUUGGAUGCCUUCACUGCGAGUUCCAUCAUGGAAGUUCUAGAAGGGUUGGCAAACGAGGGCCGAACACUCAUUUUGACUAUCCACCAGGCCCGAUCGGAUCUUUUCAAACACUUUGGCAACGUGCUACUCCUUGCGCGAGGAGGAUUGCCUGUAUAUGCCGGCGCCGCAAAGCAUAUGCUAGGCUAUUUCGUUAGACACGGAUACGACUGUCCUCAGCACACUAACCCGGCUGACUUUGCGCUUGACAUGAUCACCAUUGAUCUACAGCAGGAUGAUCGUGAAGCAGAGAGCCGCGCCAGAGUACAGAAGUUGAUUGAGCAUUGGGGCAACGGCGGGCCUGAUGAACUUGACAAUACCGCAGACCGUCGACUAUCAGAAAUCCAAGAAGCCGACGAAGUGGGUGAGAAAUCAUCCGACCCAUGCGCUGCAGACACAAAUAUAGAACAGGAAAAGUACCAAGAGAAAGGCAUCCUCGUCGCCGAGCAGAGCAAAGCUUCAACACCACCUCGACGAUCGUUCAACAAGGCCAAAGUAUCUACGCCAGCAGAACUCGGAGCUCUAGUUCGCAAACGAGCAUCCCUAUUCACAGCCCUACCCUUACUUCUCCAGCGAGCCAUCAUCAACACCCGCCGCCAGCCACAGCUCAUCAUGGCCCGCACAAUGCAAGUCGUCGGCCUCGCCGCCGUCUUCACACUCUUCUUCGCCCCCGUCGGCAACGACUACUACGCCAUCCAAAACCGCAUGGGCUUCGUCCAGCAAAUCGGCGCAUUCUACUUCGUCGGCAUGCUGCAAAACGUCGCCGUGUACCCCAACGAGCGAGACGUGUUCUACCGCGAGGACGACGACGGCGUGUACAGCGUGGAGGCGUUCCUCGCUUCCUACACCCUCAUCGAAGUCCCGUUCGAGAUCCUCAGUUGUUUGGUAUUUGGCGUCCUGGGCGCCUUUGCGGUCGGCCUGCCGAGAACAGUCGCCAUGUACUUCGUCUGUGUGUUUGCGUGCUUUGGUGUCGUCUCGUGCGGAGAGAGCCUGGGCAUCAUGUUCAACACGCUCUUUGGGCAUACUGGCUUCGCGGUCAACAUUAUGGGUAUUUUUCUCUCCGUGGCAAAUUCUAUGGCGGGCGUGCUUUCUAUCAAUAUGCCGGAUUUGUUCAAGGCGGUCAAUUACCUGUCUCCGAUUCGGUACGCGACGCGGUCUUUGGCGCCGUACUCGUUGCGGGAUAUCAGGUUUACGUGUACGGAUGAGCAGCGGUUACCUGAUGGGAGUUGUCCCAUUGAGACGGGUGAACAGGUGCUGGAUUUGUAUAAUUUCAAUGUUGAUCCUGUUGUGAAUGUUGCGUGUAUGGCGGCGUGCAUUGUGGCAUACAGACUCAUUGCGUGGGUGUUGCUCAAGGUUAUGAGGGCACGGUGGUCAGACAAAAAGAGACGUGAUAAGAAGUAG